Molecule: messenger RNA, 1750 nt
Organism: Hemibagrus wyckioides
Lineage: Eukaryota; Metazoa; Chordata; Actinopteri; Siluriformes; Bagridae
Gene: rrp9
Product: ribosomal RNA processing 9, U3 small nucleolar RNA binding protein
Exons: 15
Coding region: 146-1603 (485 amino acids)
Cellular component (GO): small-subunit processome
Molecular function (GO): protein binding; snoRNA binding
Source: RefSeq, a predicted model, not a curated record
ACACACUGCUUACACUCUCCAACCGAGGAACAGCAGAGGGAACAACAUGUGGAAAUGAUCCAUGUGGAGCUUUAAUACAUGAGCUAACUGGAAGAAUUAAAGCUUUGCAGUAAAAUAAAAUAGGGUAAUUUAUAGUUUAUUAAUUAUGUCUUUCUUUAUAAAGAAGAAAUCCGCAUCAGCGGUUAUGGGGAAAGGUGAAAAGUCUGCUGCUGGCAAGCGAAAGGCUGAUAAUCAGGGUGGAAAGGGGCGUCCAAAAAAACUCAACAAACGCCUGAAUGAGGAAAUCUCCAGCGAGUCAGAGACCGAAAACGAUGACCUGAAGGUGAGGAAGCAGAGGGAGGCAGAGGAGGAUGAGGAGAUCGAGGAGACGCCGCAGGAGAAGAAGCUGCGUCUGGCGAAGCUUUACCUGGAGCAGCUGAGGGAGGAAGAGGAGAAGAAGGCGGAGGACGAGGCGUUUGAGUCAGACCUGAUAGCGGGACGCUUGCAGGAGGACGUGCUGGAACAGAAAGGCAAGCUGCAGAGACUUAUCGCUGACGAGAUCAUAGCUCCGGAUCCUGCUGAAAUCCGCUUGCUGAGAGGACACAAGCUGCCCGUCACGUGUCUGGUCAUCACUCCAGACGAGAAACACAUCUUUUCUGCAUCGAAAGACUGCUCCAUCAUCAAGUGGGAAGUGGAGAGCGGGAGGAAGGUGCAGAAGAUCGCAGGAGGGAGGAAAGGGACGGAGGACCGGCACGUCGGUCACACGGGACACGUUCUCUGCAUGGCCAUUUCCUCUGACGGCAAAUACCUGGCCACAGGAGACGUGAACAAGCUGAUCAUGGUUUGGGAAGCUGCUACAUGUAAACAUCUGUACAAGUUCACGGGACACAAAGACGCCGUAUCGGGUUUGGCGUUCAGGAAAGGAACACACGGCCUGUACAGCGCCUCUCAUGAUCGCUCGGUCAAAGUGUGGAACGUGGACGAGAACGCUUAUGUAGAAACUCUGUUUGGUCAUCAGGACGCGAUCACAGGUUUGGACUGCCUCGGACGGGAGCGCUGUGUGACCGCAGGGGGCCGCGACCGGACGGUCCGAGUGUGGAAGAUUGUCGAGGAGACGCAGCUGGUCUUCAACGGACACGAAAGCUCCAUUGACUGUGUUCAGCUGAUAAAUGAAGAGCACAUGGUUUCAGGAGGUGACGACGGCUGUGUGUCCGUCUGGUCCGUGAGCAGGAAGAAGCCGCUGACCACGGUGAAGCAGGCACACGGUCUCCAUGGCGAUGCCGGGCUGGAGAUGCCGUACUGGGUGUCUUCAGUUGCAGCGUUGCACAACUCAGACACCAUUGCCUCAGGUGCCUCAGGCUCCCAUAAUUCUGCCGUCCAGCUGUGGAAGUGCGGGCCGGGAUUCCGAGUCCUGGAGCCACUCUUCACCGUCCCAGUGAAUGGUUUUGUGAAUAGUUUGAAGUUCUCCAACACAGGAAAGUUCCUGGUGGCCGGCGUUGGACAGGAGCACAGACUGGGCCGAUGGUGGAGGAUAAAGGAGGCCAAGAACGGACUUUACAUCAUUCCUCUCAAACGACAGAGCAAAGAGUCGACGGCUGAGCAACAACACAAUAACACGCAAUAACACACAAUAACACGUAAUAACACGCUCUGAGGACUGUACUUCAGUUUUGUUUUGGAUGCUAUUUUUUUUUUUUUUUGUUAUCAUGGUUAUGUUCAUUAUAAUCUAUUGUGCAGAAUUUCAAAAAUAAAUUUACAUUUACGUUCCCAG